UGAGGCACGUGCGCACACGGGCAGGGGGCUGCGGUAUAGGAGGGGAACGCUUUGUUUAUAUCGGGGGGUGGCUGCGGUAAGGAAGGGGUUAAGGCACGGUCACACGAGCAAUAUUUUCGUCAAUAAAUUGCCAGAAACACAAUCCUGAGUCAAAGUUGUCAAUAAAUUGCCAGUUUUCGUGUUGACGGUCCUGCGCGUUAUUUAUUGCCUAAAGUUGGUUGAAGCCAGAAUGGUGAAAGCCCCACUAGCCAACAAUUUUUUACGUUUAUUACUUAUGUAACCUUUAAUUCAAUAUUUGGGAGGUAAAUAAAACAACUAAUAGGUGGCAAGAACCGAAUAUAGAACAGCCAAGAGCUCUUACUCCGUGAAAAAGUAGUAAACAGAGCCAGUCAAAGCAGCCCCGGCCAGUCCGCCAUAGUGUCCUGUGUAUCCUUGCCUCAUCGCACACAGUAGAUUCAAUUUUUGAAGUGAUGGCUACCAGUACCAAGAUUCCAUGGACUCGGACUUCUGAGGCUUCUUUGUUGGAGUUGGUGAGACAGAAGAGAUUUUUAUGGGACCAUAAAGAUGCACUGUACUCCAAAACAAAGGUGAAACAAACUGCCUUCGAUGCCAUUGCCAAGGAACUUUGGGAGGAAUAUACAGAACUAUCUCAACUGAAUGGAGUUGAUGUAAGAAUAAAGUUUAAGAACUUGAGGACAUACUUCAUGAAUGUUUACAACAAAAUGAAGAAUGCUCCCAGUGGUUCAGAAGGAUGCCCGGGGAGACCCUGGCAACUAUUUGAUAGUGCAUCUUUCUUGAUUGAUUCACUACUGGAGAAAACACCAACAGUAGCCACAUAUGUGAUACCUCCUGCAGACACAAUAUUUACAAUUGAAGGUGAUGGCUGCCUCAUAGCAGAUCCAGAUGUCCAACCUCUUGGCAGUGAAUCAUGUGGGAGCUGGAGUCAAGGGUCUAAUGAGUGCAGAGGCUUUCCUAGUGGGUCAAGCACCAGUAACAUACCUGAGAUUGGCAGUCAUGAAUCAUCAGGUGCUUGCAGCCUUUCAUUAAUGGAAACUCCCCUUAAAAGGAAGAAAGCACAUGCACAGGGGCGCAGUGUGAAAAGAAAGGAGGACAAGGACCCAGUUAUGGAUAUCCUUCAAAAUAUCGGGGGGUAUAUGGAAAAAAGAAAUAAGGUUGAUAAAGUGGAUGUUGCUAUAGAGCACAUAGUAGAGACUGCAAUUCAAUCUUUACCUAUUGAAGCUAAAUUGGAAUUCAUUCCAAGAGUUUUAAAUCUCAUUAAAGAAAUGAAACGUGAAAUAUCUGCAGGAGAGAAUAAUUCUAUAUGAUCUGUCUCCAUGUCUGCCUGUACCCUUUCUCUCUCUCUCUCUCUCUCUCUCUCUCUCUCUCUCUCUCUCUCUCUCUCUCUCUCUCUCUCUCUCUCUCUCUCUCUCUCUCUUUAUUAGCUCUGAUUGUCAGUCACCUUCCAAGGCAUCUUACUUGUUUAUUUUUUUUGUGGAAAAUAAAAUUUUCAAAGUUA
Portunus trituberculatus (swimming crab) is the source of this 1516-nucleotide messenger RNA. RefSeq lists its product as uncharacterized. Lineage: Eukaryota; Metazoa; Arthropoda; Malacostraca; Decapoda; Portunidae. The record is from RefSeq and is a predicted model, not a curated record. Gene Ontology annotation, cellular component: nucleus; transcription regulator complex. The transcript is spliced from 3 exons. Gene Ontology annotation, biological process: regulation of transcription by RNA polymerase II. The coding region runs from base 471 to 1325 and encodes 284 amino acids.